UUGUGAAGGCCGCGGAAGAGCCGGGUGGCCCUGGGCGGCGAGUGCCGGCCCGCGGAGGGGCUGGAGCGAAGGGAGCGGGUGAGGAGCGGGGCUUGCGACGGCGAGGCACGGAGCAGUGCGGAGCGGAGCUGUCACCGCCGUGCCGCGAGGGCGUCGAGGCCGCGGGGGUAGGGGGAAGGAACACGGCGCGGAGGCCGCGCGUCGCCGGCCGCACCUGGGCCCGUGAGGGACAGGCGCGGGUGGCGGGGCCUCGGGGCCGUGCGCGGGGCUCGGCAGCGCUCCCCACGCUGGGCAGCGGCUCUGGAGCGCCCGCUAGGCCGGGCCGCUUUCCGCCCUAAGGGGCCCCCGUGUCCGUGCGGUGGCACGGGCCGUUCUGUCACUCCCGGGUAGGAGAACGGCUUCACAACAACAAUACAUAACAGCAAAGCUCUGUGUCUCUCGGGACUUCUGCUGCGUUUCCUACGGUCUGCUGUAUGCUGCCCCGGGACGGAACGUCUCACUCCUUUAAAUUGCCAGAGUGCUGACGGUUGAGGAUGGCUGCUGGGUCCUCAGAAGCUGAGACCUAAUCGUGUUCGUUCUGCAUGGCUCAGCAACAGUGAGCACCGCUAACUAUGUCUUUAAAUUCAUCUACACUUACAAAUGAAGAAAACUCUCAAGAAUCAAAAAGAAACACCAAAUGUUUGGAAAGUCUAGAAUUGCAGACUCCAUCAUCAUUUCAAGAUAACCCACUUCAACAGUUACAGUUGGCUUCACAGGAGGUGCUGGAAAAAGCCAAAAAGAGUGGGAGAUCAAAAUGCCCCCGAUGCAGCAGUUCAAGGAUGUUUUAUUGUUAUACAUGCUUUGUUCCUGUUGAAACUGUCCCUACCAAAGACAUUCCAACUGUGAAGUUACCUUUGAAGAUUGACAUCAUUAAACACCCAAACGAAACAGAUGGCAAAAGCACUGCUGUGCAUGCUAAGCUCCUGGCACCUGAUGAUGUUACAAUUUAUAAAUACCCUUGCAUUCCAGAAUAUGAAGAAAAAAGACAUGAAAUAGCACUUAUAUUUCCUGGCCCCAAUUCAGUUUCAGUAAAAGAUAUUGCUUUCCAUCUCCAAAAGUACACUAAGAAAAGUGUUUGUGAUGGUGAUGGUGACUGUUCCAGAGAGCCACUUCUCAAGCAAGCAAAAAUAGAACCUAAAGAAGAAGAAAAAAAUCUAAAGGAAUGCAUCUCAGGCAACAGGAGUGAAGGCACCAGACUGAAGAAAAUAAUAUUUAUUGACAGCACGUGGAAUCAAACUAACAAAAUAAUAACUGAUGAACGACUUCAAGGGUUGCUGCAAAUUGAGUUGAAGACAAGGAAAACUUGUUUUUGGCGUCAUCAGAAGGGAAAACCAGAUACAUACCUUUCCACAAUAGAAGCAAUUUAUUAUUUCCUUGUGGACUAUCAUCAGGAGAUUUUGAAAGAGAACUACAAAGGACAAUAUGAUAAUCUGCUUUUUUUCUUUUCGUUUAUGUACACAUUGAUUAAAAAUGCCAAGUGUUGUGCAGGAAAAGAGUAAGACAUCUGUAUAUAGGAGCAUGAAGUGGCUUCACUGUAGCAUGCCUCUAUGCUUGGUCCGAAGGAGCAUUUAAUCCUUUUUUCAAAAUGAAUAGGAGAGAGAGCUGCAAAACACAAUUCCUUUCCCGAAAGGUAGCACAAAUAUCAUCCAAGCCUCGGCUGAGUAAAGGGUCGUGUCAGUGCAUGGGGUAAAGAUACACUGAGACUGAAGAGAGGUGGAACUUGGAAUCUACAGCAGAACCUUCCAAAGCACUUGUAAUCUCACCUGAUUUAAAUCCUUUGCUACUGCUUCGUGCAAUGUUUUUUCAGUUUUAGCCCAUCUGGUUUUCCACACAGGCUUCUUCAGGCCCAAUUGCAGAGUAAUGUACAACCUGGUUUUGCUUUUUCCUCUUGCACUGAGUUUCAGUAUUUCAGUUUAUUGUCAUAAAUUAUGGAUUUACUUAUAGAAAAUGUAACAUGAUAUGAAAAUCCAUUCCACCUAUCUCUGAAAAUACCAAAAUAAGGAGAGGGAAAAGCUUCUCGUUAGUUCCUCAUCAUUUACUCUAGUGCAGUUAAUACACUCCCAGGUACCAUUAACUUGUGUAUUCUGAAAAGCUGCACAUUUGCUGAAUUCAAACUUGUUCUGCAACACAGAACAUAACAGUGACUGCAGCAAUAUUAAAACAGGAAAGCUUUCCCACCGAGAUGAAAAGGUCCUGUAGCAUUAAGACACCGAUCUGUUGAUUCCAGAAUAUGACGUCACCCAUUAAGGUACUGAACAACUCAAGACAAUCCCUGAGCUGUUAUCUCUUGUCUUGACAUCUUCACAUCUAUCUCUGUGAUGUCCUCAGUAAAAAUGUUGAUUUGGACUGGUGACUGUGAUACCAACAUUCACAGUAAGUGUUUCUAUGAAAAAUUUACAACCUUUUUCCUGUUCCCUUGUUGGGAAAGAUGACACGUUGCUGCCAUUUUAUGGAUUCUAAAGAGAAAUCAGAUGCUGUAGAAUUUCGAAAGCAGUGUAUCACAUUAAAAGCACCAAUAGUGGUAGUUCUGAAGCGCCACAGCGAGAGGUAGGAACUAUUUCUCUAAUGCAAAACAUACUUUGUCAUUUCACCUCGCUGAAAAUGGAAAUUCUUGUCUAACUUGAGCAAUACUACUGGUUUUCCAGACUACUGGUGUUGCAAUAGGAUGUUUAGAAACAUACCACAGAAGAGUGAACAGAAGAGAAUGCUCCACACCAGGAUACCCAAGAUGGAGCCCUACUCGCCCUGUGAUCCUGUGCACUUUGUUUCCCUUACCUGUAAAGUUAAUUUCUGCCUCUGAGUAACAAGUGUCUGAGUAUGAAGCUGUGCCUAUAAGGCAGUAGAACUCAGCAUGAAAUCUAAGAGCUGUGUAUUAUUACUUCAGUGAUGGUAGAAUUUUCUGCCAGCAGGGCUAGAACUAUACAGAAGUAUGUGUACGUGUGUAAAUAUCAAUAAAUCUAUACCUCCCUCCUAGUGAUAAAUACAUUAGGACACAAACCAAAGAUCUUCUGCUGUGCUGUUUGUCUUAGGGAACAGAAAGACAAAAUCAAAGUGUGUUAUCAGAGCUUACAAAGUUAGAGAAUAAACUGUUACGUGUACAGGGCAAAUGUAUACUCUAGAUACAGAGGUAUAGCUGAGCCUGUUAAUGUGCACAGAGGAGUUGUUUGACUAAGAAUUCAUUUGUUAAGCUCAGAUGCAGUAUGGAGCACAAGUGCUGGGUUAUCCUUCCAAACAAUACACUGGAAAAACUAUAUUUCAUACCUUUUCCCUGUUGUGCACCAUUCUGUGAUUCUAUGAUCUCACUGCUACUGAGUCUAGAGUGGUUCCUUACUCUUUGUCUCACAAAGCACCACAUCUUCUUUGCAUGUCCAAGCAGCACUGAAGUAGUAGAUUCAUUAAAAAACCGCUCUAGGUUCUGACUGACCUGCACAGGAGAAAUGACAGGGAUCGUGCUCCAUUUGUUUAGCAGAGGAGAAAGGAGCAAGAGCCCACCCACCCUGGUACUGAGGAAUGCAUUUGCCUCCAGUAGCUGUGGGCAUGAUCACCUGACAUUGAACGUGUAACUGUGUGACCCCUCAUGGAAGAUUCAUAGUAUGUGUAAUGCAAUGUGGGGUUUUCUUUGCUGUCAUUUGAUUACUUACUGGAGAAAAAAUGUAAUCAAACCCGAGUUAGUGUUUCUCUGAUGGUUUGGGGGUUUAUUGGUAAUAUGCAAUGAAGUUUAUAAAUUCCUUGGUUUAUGCCAGUAUUUGCUCUAUUUCAAUGUAAUUUUAUUACAAACAGCAGUAGGUAAAGAUGUAUUAAUGUAACUGUAAGUUUUAUAACAUACCUUCUGUCCCAAACUGAGAGAAAACCUGACCUUUGUGAGGAUUCUUGUUUCUGCAUAUGAUCUGGAAUAACGUGUACCUUUAAUAAAACAGAU
Colius striatus (speckled mousebird) is the source of this 3958-nucleotide messenger RNA. RefSeq names its product DTW domain containing 1 (gene DTWD1). The transcript has 6 exons. NCBI's taxonomy places the organism in Eukaryota, Metazoa, Chordata, Aves, Coliiformes, Coliidae. Bases 612 to 1538 code for a protein of 308 amino acids. Gene Ontology annotation, cellular component: nucleus. Gene Ontology annotation, molecular function: tRNA-uridine aminocarboxypropyltransferase activity. Gene Ontology annotation, biological process: tRNA modification. The record is from RefSeq and is a predicted model, not a curated record.